AUGAAGGCAGAGCAAGGGAGCGCGGCCCAGGAUGCGGCGGGGGGGGUGUUGCCCCCCGAGGCGGCGUUCCAGCUGACGUACGAGCACAUGUACGCGGCCGCGGCGCUGUUCACGAUCGAGCUGUUCCAGGCGUGCGCGCGGAUGGACCCACACGGCGAGACGUCGGUUGCAGCGCGCGCAGCGCGGGAGCAGGAGGAGACGUCGACGAUGUCCGCGCUGCUCGCGUCCACGAAGUCGCUGUUCACCAGCAAGCAGAAGCGCAAGGGCCGGGAGCACCUCGACGCGAAGCUCGAGGCGCAAUGGCUCGAGUAUCCAGGUGGGGAGGUGCUGUGGGGCAGGCACGGCCUUCUCGAGCGCCUGUACACGCACCUGGGCAUCCAGGAGUCGCAGUGGCCGGCGCUGCUCGUCCUCCCAAGCCUCCUGCUCUCCAUCGCCAGCACCAACAUCAGCACCGCGACGAGCGAGCGCAUCGAGAUGGACAACGAAAUGGUCGCCACGCACGUCGCCAUGUACCGCAACGUCCUCGAGGAGUGCAACCGCACCGCGCCGCCGACGGGCCGCGACACGCCCGCGGCAGUGAUCGAGGACGCGCAGCAGCGCGCCGCCGACGUGCGCGCGGGCGACGGCGCUGGCGACGGUGCGGGCGACGGCCCUGCGCCGCUGGUGGAGUACGAGGCGGGCGUUCCAGACACGCCGGCGCCGGACGCGAGCCAGGCAGCGUCGGACCCGCGCCUGGCGCUGGUGUGGGAGGUCCUGCAGGGGUGUUUGGGGGGAGUCGAAAGGGACGUUGACGUGGACGAGCCGCAGUGGCACCGCUGGUACGACGCGCGGUCCCGCGUGGCGAUCAAGGGCGUGGCGCAGCACAUGGGAGUUCCGUGGACGCACAUCAUGCCCCUGGAGGCGGCGCUCGCCGCCGCGCUCGUCGUUCCGCAGCCUCCGGAGACGGAGGGCAAGGGUGCGAUGAACUACAAGAGGUACCUAGGUGUGGGGGCGGCGGCGAUCGGGGGCGGGGCGCUGCUGGCGGUGACGGGCGGCAUGGCGGCGCCGGCGAUCGCGGCGGCGGUCGCGGGCACGAUGGGCACGCUGGGGGUGUCUGCGGGGGUGAUCGCAGCAGUGUCGACGGUGACGACGACGACGACGGUGGUGGCCGGGCUCGGGACGUACGGCGCGCACAGCUUCGCGUCGAAGACGGCGAAGCGGCUGGGCGGCGUGGAGGAGUUCACGCUGCAGGAGAACCACGUCGGCGCGACACUCGCGAAGGAGCGCGCGUACCUCGAGUGGGCGUUGCUGCACGUCGGCGGCAAAGUCAAGGACCAGGCCCUGGUCAGCGUGCUGACUCAGGGCCUGACCUCGCUGCGCAGCAAGGAGGCGCAGGCCGAGAAGGCGCUCGCGGACGCCGCCGCCGCGCAGCAGCCGCCGCAGGCGUCCGCGGAGGCGGGCGUCGGCGGUGCCGACAGCUCUGCGGCCGGGACGGACGCGGCUGCGUCGGGGAGCGAGAGGAGCACGCCGUCGAAGAAGAAGCGCGACCGGACGUGGGGCGAGAAGCUGCUUCCGCGCUACAUCGCUGCGUCGAUGCGGGAGAAGCGGUUGGGGAAGAAUGUAGACCUCCCGUGGGACCCGUCGGUGGCGCACGUGCGGCUGAGCCUGACGGUGGCGGUGACGGGGUGGGCGACGGAGGUCGAGGACUUCACGCAGCCGUGGGAGUGGCUCGACUGCGGGGACUCGGAGCGCAUGUGUUUGCUGUGGGACACCAACGAGGUGAUGAAGCUGGGGACGUACCUCGAGGACUUCGUCCUGUCGAAGAUCGCGGGCCAGGCCAAGAAGUGGGCUGCGCAGGCGCUGAUCGGGAGCCUCAUGAUGGCGAUGGCGCCGCCGCUCGCGGUGCUGUCCUUCUCGAGCGCCCUCGACUCGAAGUGGGCCGUCGUCGCCAACCGCGCCGAGCGCGCCGGGCAGCUCCUGGCGGAGAUUCUCCUGGCGCGCUGCCACGGCGACCGCCCCGUGCGGCUCGUCGCGUCCUCCUUCGGCGCCCUCGUGAUCAAGUCCUGCCUCCUGCACCUCGCCGAGCACGGCGCGCGCGGCACGAUCGAGGAGGUCGUCUUCCUCGGGGCGCCGAUCGCGAGUUCCGGAGCGGAGUGGGAGGCUAUGAGGUCCGUGGUCGCGGGGCGGCUCGUCAACGGGUGGAGCUCGCGCGACUGGCUGCUCGCGGUCCUGUUCCGCGUCGUGCGGCUCACGGUGGGCAUGGCGGGGCUGAAGGCGGUGGACCACCCGGGGGUAGUAAAUGUGGACCUGUCAGACGUGGUGUCGUCCCACGGGAGUUACUCCGCGCCCGGACGCAUGCGCCGCGUGCUCCAGGCGUGCGGACUGGCACGGGAGGCGACCGAGGGCGAGGACACGUCCAUGGAGGCCGAGAUCGAGGGCCCGAUCGACCCGGACGAGCCGCCAGCAGCGGGCGGCGCGGACGCGCAGGCUCCGCCCGCGCCCGCAGCCCACGCGCGCGCCCCGGGGGCGGACCAGGCCGCGCAGGGCGGCGAGCGCCACGCGCUGUGA
Molecule: messenger RNA, 2547 nt
Organism: Pedinophyceae sp. YPF-701
Lineage: Eukaryota; Viridiplantae; Chlorophyta; Pedinophyceae
Source: the annotation of a GenBank genome assembly